Messenger RNA from Somion occarium, 2832 nucleotides. NCBI's taxonomy places the organism in Eukaryota, Fungi, Basidiomycota, Agaricomycetes, Polyporales, Cerrenaceae. The record is from the annotation of a GenBank genome assembly.
GAAAUCGACACCAAGGUUCUGACAGACCAGCUUGACUUUCAACUACAUCGUUCCACCUCCGUUUCUUCACAUCUUACUUUCUAUCCAUUUCUGAGUCGGAGGGUAGGAAGAGGGGAUCGCGUUGUUAAAUAUGCUGAACUUUGAAGACGUCGAGGAGCGAGACGGCGUACGUUUGUCGUGGAAUGUCUGGCCGUCGUCGAAGAUAGAAGCAACGAGAACCGUUGUACCGAUAUCCGCAUUGUACACGCCUCUCAAGCAACGUGAAGACCUACCGCCUGUAUUGUAUGAGCCGGUGACGUGUAAACCACCAUGUCGAGCCGUCCUGAAUCCUUACUGUCAAAUUGAUAUCCGAGGCAAACUAUGGAUAUGUCCAUUCUGUCUGCAAAGGAACGCGUUUCCACCGCAUUACAAGGAUAUAUCGAAUACGAACCUUCCUGCUGAGUUGCUUCCGAAAUACACCACCAUUGAAUAUACGCUCUCGCGACCCGCUCAAGUUCCACCGAUAUUUCUGUUUGUGGUCGACACCUGCCUGGACGAGGAAGACCUCAAAGCUUUGCGUGACGCUCUCGUGGUCAGCUUGUCACUAAUUCCGCCAUACGCUCUCGUUGGUCUCAUUACCUACGGCACAAUGACUCAAGUACACGAACUCGGAUACGCGGAAUGCAGCAAGUCUUACGUUUUCAGAGGAGGGAAGGAGUAUUCGCCAAAGCAGAUUCAGGAUAUGCUAGGUCUAAGUGCACAGAACCGUGCUGCACCACGCCCUGGUCAACCAAUGCCUCAGCAAACCUUCGGCGCUGCGCGUUUCCUCAUGCCAGUACAGCAAUGCGAAUUCCAACUCACUGGAAUCCUGGAGACACUCACUAGGGAUCCAUGGCCUGUCGCUAAUGACAAGAGGGCUCUGAGGUGUACCGGUGUUGCUCUUAGUGUAGCAGUUGGCCUGCUUGAGACGACUUUCCCGAACACUGGUGCCCGUAUCAUGGUAUUCUCUGGUGGCCCGGCCACCGAGGGACCUGGAAUGGUCGUCACUAACGAGCUGAAAGAGCCUAUCCGAUCGCACCAUGACAUUGAUCGGGACAGUGCGAAACACUUCAAGCGUGCUUCGAAGUUCUACGAGGGUCUCGCCAAACGCGUUUCUAACAAUGGCCACGUGGUCGAUCUUUUCGCUGGUUGUCUGGACCAGACUGGUCUACUUGAAAUGAAGUCUCUACCGAACUCCACAAACGGCACCAUCGUCCUUGCCGAUUCGUUCGCCACUUCCAUCUUCAAGCAGUCCUUCUUGCGGGUGUUCAACAAAGAUGAACAGGGUAACCUGGAAAUGGGCUUCAACGGGACCUUUGACGUCCAGACUACGAAAGAACUUAAAGUGUCCGGUAUGAUUGGUCAUGGUAUCUCUGCCGGAAAGAAGAGUGCAUGCGUAGGCGAGACUGAAAUCGGUAUUGGCCAAACUUCGGCAUGGAAGAUCAACUGUGUCGUCCCUCGAACUGCGGCUGCGGUUUAUUUCGAGGUAGUUACGCCCGCUGGGCAGCCGCUCCAACCGGGCUCGCGUGGCCUCAUUCAGUUUGUCACGCAUUAUCAACACUCGUCCGGACAAAUGCGACUACGUGUCACCACAAUCGCGAGGAACUUCGCCGAAGCCGGAAGCCCGAGUAUCGCGGCUAGCUUUGACCAGGAGGCUGCCGCUGUUCUCAUGGCGCGCAUCGCUGUCUUCAAGGCAGAGAUCGAUGAUAGCCCCGAUGUGUUACGAUGGUUGGACAGGAUGUUAAUUCGCCUGUGCCAGAAGUUCGCGGAUUAUAGGAAGGAGGACCCUACGAGCUUCCGUUUGACGGAUAACUUCAGCAUCUAUCCGCAGUUCAUGUUCCACCUUCGAAGAAGCCAAUUCCUGCAGGUGUUUAAUAACAGUCCGGACGAGACCGCGUUCUACAGACAUGUUCUGAGCGAGGAAGAUGUCAACAACUCGCUCAUCAUGAUUCAGCCCACGCUUAUGUCGUACACUUUCGACACCCCUCCUCAGCCUGUCCUCCUUGACAGUGUUUCGAUCAAGCCUGAUGUCAUUUUGCUCCUGGAUACCUUCUUCCAUAUCCUCAUCUUCCAUGGUGAGACCAUCGCGCAGUGGCGUAAAGCUGGUUACCAGGAUCAAGAAGGCUAUGAAAACUUCAACGAAUUGCUGGAGAUGCCCGUCGCUGAUGCUCAGGUACUGACCUCCUGGCUGACCGAUUCCCCAUCCCGCGAUAUAUUGUUUGUGAUCAGGGCGGCAGUCAGGCUCGUUUCCUGUUGUCCAAGUUGAAUCCGUCGACAACCCACAUGUCGACAAGCAUGUAUGGAACGACGCCUGGAGCUGGCAAUGGCCAAGCGAUCUUUACGGACGACGUUAGCUUGCAAGUAUUCAUGGAACAUCUGAAACGUUUGACCGUUGGCGCCCAGACCAACUGAUUAUAUGCAGUGUUCGGUUUUUUCUUGGCUCUUUCUUUAUUCUUUGAUCUUAUUCGUGUUUCUGUUUCAUGUUUGGGAGGAAGUGCGAUGGUCAGUGAGUUGCUCAUGUUCAAGCUUCAAGUAUCGUAUAUUCUGCUACCAAAUUGAACUUCAGAAUGAUAUCAUGUGAAUGCAAGGCUCCUUCGUAAGAUUUGGUUGUUAAUCUCGGCUAUAGCAAAGGCAAGAAUGGUUGGUUUCAAACCACAAGGUUUUCUCUUCAUGAUCAUAUUCCACUGCAAGAUAUCGUUCUAUGCACUUCAUUCUUUUGUAUGCAAUACAUGAGCAGUUUACGACACACAACAAAAGCGAAUACAACAACAUUCGCCACCUUCGACUCUUCGUUAAUAACCGCCUGCUUGAGGG